Molecule: messenger RNA, 2281 nt
Organism: Magnolia sinica
Lineage: Eukaryota; Viridiplantae; Streptophyta; Magnoliopsida; Magnoliales; Magnoliaceae
Exons: 2
Coding region: 1-1893 (630 amino acids)
Source: RefSeq, a predicted model, not a curated record
AUGCCAGAGAAAACGCCUCUCCCAAUUUCAACUGCACACAUUUUCCGUUCUAAUUCAUAUCUAUUCAAAGGCCUUCCCAGUCUAACUGCGGCCCUCUUCAUAGCUGUGGUCAUCAUCUGGGGCAUUGACAGCUGCACCGUCCGAUCAUGGCAAAACCACCGAGACUAUCUCGGCAUACAGCCCGCCACAUUGUCAGUAUUGUCGACGCCCCCUCACAAUGUAACACACAGAUCUAACACCAGCGAUGACCCCACCACCUCACCAUCCCCACAAAAUCUGACCCACAUUGCCAAUAACACCACCUCACCAUCCCCACAAAAUCUGACCCACAUUGCCAAUACCACCACCACGUCACCCCCUCAAAAUAUGACCCAUAUUGACAAUAGCACCACCCCAUCACCCCCUCAAAAUCUGACCCACAACACCCAAACAGUUGACAGGAAUUCAAUACACACCCCAACACUGUUAAGCUGGAUUUCCCUCAAACUAGAACCCAACUUCACAUCCAAUCUUCUCUCCCAGUGGCUAAGACCAGGCGGCCAGCCCUGCCUUGACAAUCGAUCAGAGAACAUAAAAAUCCCGGCCCUUGAUGGCCAGAAUUACAUUGAAUUACCAACUGGAGAAAUCCACGAAUUUAUCUUCUCAGCCUACGACGGUGCAGGUAUACAACGUUGCUCCGGUGGGGACUACUUCGAGACUGAUCUCUCUGGUGACUCGUGGAAAUCUCGCCCACCCGUAAAAGACUUGGGCAAUGGGUCGUACUCCAUCUCCCUCCAAAUCCACCCUGAUUUCGCCGGUGAAUACGAUCUCACCUUCUACCUCCUCUUCCGAAGCUUCGAGGGACUAAAAUUCUCACCAGAGCGUUUUGCAUUCCGGAGACAACUCCGGAAAAUCCCAAUCAAGUUCAUCAGAACCUCAGCUAAAUUACCCGAAAUACAGACUUGCCGGAGAUCAGACUUCAAGCAGGAUAUAUGGUCAGGCAGGUGGACCCAGCAUGGCAAGAACAACAAAUGCACGAUCGAUGAUGACGGUCGGUACCGCUGUUUAAAGGCCGAUUACCCAUGCCAGAGCCCGUGGUGCGAUGGCUCAUUGGGCUUGCUAGAGAGCAAUGGCUGGGUUUAUUCUGCGCAUUGCAGCUUCCGAAUCUUCACAACAGAUUCCGCAUGGAAAUGCUUAAAGAACCGGUGGAUUUUCUUCUGGGGCGAUUCCAACCAUGUCGACACGAUAAGGAACCUCCUCAAUUUCGUGCUGGGCCACCCCGAGGUCCCAGCAAUCCCGAGACGUUUCGAUGGAAACUUCACGAACCCGAACGACCCAUCCCAAUCCCUCCGGAUAACGAGCAUCUUCAAUGGGCAUUGGAAUCAUACGAUGAAUUACGAAGGCCUGAAUUCUCUUCAGAAUGAAGGAUAUCGGAAGCUACUGAAAGGGUACUUCUCUGGGAAGACCGUCCCUGACACGAUGAUCUUGAAUUCAGGAUUGCACGACGGGGUCCAUUGGAAGAGCAUAAGGGCGUUUUCUGCCGGGGCAGAGUAUGCAGCGAAGUACUGGGAGGAGGUGUUGGGUGCAAUUCCGGAGAACCGGACAAAGCUCUUUUACAGAACGACGGUGGCGACGGGAGGGUAUGCGAGGGAUCUGGCAUUCAAUCCAAACAAGAUAGAGGCCUUCAAUUUGGUUCUGUUGGAGAAACUGAAGGACAGAGGAUUGUUGUCAGGAGUGAUCGACAAUUUCGAUAUGACAUUCCCAUGGCACUAUGACAACCGUUGCAACGAUGGCGUCCACUACGGGCGGGGCCCGGCAAAGUUGAAGUGGCGGGAUGGAAUCGUCGGACAUCAGUAUUUCGUCGAUCUGAUGCUGGGUCAUGUUCUCCUGAAUGCCAUGUGCCCAGGGGAUUGAAAGGCGUGUACUAGAAUGCGCCGGUAGAGGGGAGAUAUCCAUAGACUAGCUCAGCAUUUUUUUGAAUUGCUGUGGCCGUUGGUAGGUGGCGGGAAACUGAGAACAGACAAGUGUAUGUAAAUGCGAAAAGAAGCCGAUUUUGCUAACGUGCGCGAGGGGUGAAAAUAUCAGCGCAUGAAUGAUGCAAUCUGACGGCUGAGAUGGUUUCUCUUGUAUGCUACGGUUAUUCAUUGUAUUCUUUGUGUCUGUAGAUGUUGGUUUUUAGGAGAUGUAUUUAUUUACAGGGUCAUUACACGAGAUUACUACUAAGAUGAGUGAAAAUGUGGGAAGAUUUUGUAUUUUGUAUUUUGUAUUUUUUUUGGUGUAUAUGAGGUCAUUUUCCCUCCCA